AUGCGUAAUCGUCCCGCUGUUCAGAACUCCCCCCUAAUAAUUUCCGUACAGUCCCUCAGCAGCAUCUAUGUCGGCUCUGCAGAGGUUGUUGAAUUACAGGAGGCAGAGAGGCACCGCACCUCGGCCGAGGAGGGAACCAGACGCUUCAAGUUGGACUUUGCCAACAAGGCCGACAGCCUGCAGCGGCAGAUUGAACAGCGAGAAAGGCAACUCCACCAGCUGGAGACGGACCUGAAGAUAGAGCGGGAGUGGAGGCAGACGUUACAAAAUGAUCUCGACAGAGAGAGGGAUACGGUGGCUCAGCUCAGCACGGAGGCGCUACAGAUCAACGGACUAAAGAAGGAGUUUCAUCGUCUGCAGGAUGAAAACAUUCAGCUGAAGACCAUCUGUGAGGACCAAGAACAAGCUCUCGAGGAACUAGGCUCCAAACUGAGCGAAUCCAAACUGAAGAUUGAGGACAUCAAAGAAGCCAACAAAGCUCUUCAGGGGGGUCAGGUUUGGUUGAAGGACAAGGAAGCCAGCCACUGCAAGCUGUGUGAGAAGGAGUUCUCCAUCUCCAGACGAAAGCACCACUGUAGAAACUGUGGGGAGAUUUUCUGUAACAGCUGCUCUGACAAUGAGCUGCCUCUGCCCGCCUCACCAAAACCAGUCCGAGUCUGUGACACCUGCCACGCCCUCCUCCUCCAGCGAUGCUCCUCCAAUCCAACGUGAAGGAGCCCCCGAACUGCUGCCGUAACGGCUUCAAACUAUCUGAGAUCAGACUCGUGAUUCCCACCCUUCCCUACCCUCUGUAAGAACCAUCUCCCAACUUCUCUCAACACACUGUUUGCUGCUAGAAACGGACCAUGUGCGUGCACAUUUACAGGUUGACAAGAAGAAGGGGCCGUUUGCAUCAUUCGGCCCCUUCUUUGUUUGACUUCACUACUUUAUUUGCAUAUGCUCUGCUGUACACUCAAAAACAUGUUCUCUUGUAAUCGGAUGCAGAAGAGGCAAUCAGCCCACUACAACAUGGGUCAACAUGACAUCUUUGGUCUGCUUUAAUAUCAUAAACAAUCAUUAUCUAUCCUAAAUAUCAGUUAUACAGAUGUAACCAUUUAUGGUAUAUUUACAUAUAUAAUGACCUGUCUGAGGACAGAGCUCUGCUAUGAAAGGAGGAACGACUUCACGAUGAACUGAAAGUGAACCUGCACUGACUGUGACGAGCACUGCUGCAGCUAAAUGCAAAUUCUCAACCAAACCUCCAGUCUCAUGUAGUACUGCGUCGUUAUAAUUUCUGUUUCAAGCCUCUAAACUGUAUACAGUCCAACAGAUUUUAUAAUUUAUACAUACAGUAACGUGGCCUUGUUACCGAGUCUGACUUCAUAGCGCCUUCUUUUGAGGUGGAGUGAAAUGAACACAAACAUAAAGGCAACAUUUACACAGGCACAAAAGAUCAAGUCAACCUGUUGAAUCCAACUUCACUAGAAACUGCUGUGAGUAGUUCUGUUCCUGUUUUAGUUGCAGUCGUCUCACAGUAGCAACAAAGGCCUUUCUGCAAACUAAUCAAACAAACCUUCGCAGCUCCGAGCGGAUUUUGCUCUGCUGACACUUCGACCUCGACUAGACGCUUUCAAAGGAACUGAAAUUCUGUUUAUUUAACAACGUUGGUGCCGUUUGUGCCUGUGUAAAUGCAGUGAAUAUUACCUACUUGUGCUUCUCAUGUUGCCAAAAUGACCCCUAGAUUCUACAGAGAGGAUUUCUGGAGAGAAUCUAGAAUAUUUCAAAGUAGCAACACUAGCCUUUACUAGCCAAGCAAGCAGUCAAGAGUAGAGGCACAUUCACUGUUUGUUUGAGACACUAAUGCAGUGGCUGCUGCUUAAGGACCAAGAAGAGCAACAGUGGCUCUUUAGAUGAUGAACCACUGACGGCUAGCUUACAACAUGACCACUUCACUGACUAGUUAGUGGCUAGGAACAGACUUGAGUGUUACACACUUCUGACACCAUAGCCACAAAUUAAGUUUGAACACUUGCCAAUCCUAUAUUACCUGUAAUAUAGAUGGAUUUCAGAGUAUUUAUAUUUGAUUUUGUGUUUUAUACACAUUAAUUUUUACUUUCAGAAGUUCAGGGAACUUGUUUGAGCCUUCCCUGUAAAGUGAUCUGUGCAGAUGGAGAUGUUAUUAAAGAAGAGCCACAUUGUACUGCUGCUCCAUUCCCGAGAGGAAGUUUGAAACUAAAGCAUUUUUGUUCAAUUUAUUUUGUGUUGUCAAAUUAAUGCUGACGACUGUUAAGUACGGUCUUCAGGUUACGAUGCAAAUUAAACUGCACAUUCUUAUUUUGUACUUAAACACAAUGUUUACAACCUGUGACUUUUCAAGAACUGGACGUAUUCAUUCCCGUGAAGAGAUAAAAACAGACCUGGGUCCAUUUUAAAUAUUUUAAAUCUCAUGAAUCUAUCAUAUCAUUAAGUACUACAGGCAAAAUGUUUCUGAAUUGCACCCAGGCCUGAAACCUUUUUGUACAGUGUCACUCUUAUAAAUGUCCCAGCUUUGGGACUUGGACAGUGUUGAUACCACUGUAUGUUGUAUAAAUACACACAUUGAUAAUCACUGUGGCUCUUUAGCUUACUAAAUCCUGCCAGUUUAUUAUUAACUAUUGCCAACAGUAUGUUGCCUCGACUGUGUAGCAGUUUCUGAUUAAAUCACAUUACAAACACAA
Messenger RNA from Cottoperca gobio, 2696 nucleotides. Its product is annotated as RUN and FYVE domain-containing protein 2-like. The coding region runs from base 1 to 711 and encodes 236 amino acids. Lineage: Eukaryota; Metazoa; Chordata; Actinopteri; Perciformes; Bovichtidae. The transcript has 7 exons. Gene Ontology annotation, cellular component: cytoplasm. The record is from RefSeq and is a predicted model, not a curated record. Gene Ontology annotation, molecular function: metal ion binding.